AUGGCAAUGAGCCUGAGAUGGCCCACCAUCAGGCACAAAACUAGCAGCAUUGAUACUAGCUGCUGCAAACGCCAGCACCGAGACAUUGUUUAUGUGGUGCGCGAUGGUGCGGCUUUUGGGACUAGUGAGAAUGCUCUUCGUGCUUAUGUAGCAUCCAAGCGUGCAGUGGUAGGGCUUACGAAGAAUCUGUGCAUCGAAUUGGGGCAGCAUAGAAUGAGAAUGAAUUGCAUUUCUCCUUUGCUGUGGCUGCCGAGUAUUCACGAAGACUCACGCACAAAUCAAUUCAAAUUUUCAAAAUCAAAAUCUCCAUUACCUAUUUACCUGGAGCAGCUGAGGCGCCGUCGCGCCGAGCACGAGCAGAGACCAGUUCCUUUUUUGUUGCUGUGGAUAGGCUGUGGGCUGUCCCUGAUUUUUUCUGGCUGGACUUCGACAGUUCGGCAGUUCCCAAUCCCAGGACCAAAAGAAGUGGAGGGAGCCACAGAUCCUAUUGAGGCAGAGGAAGAGGAAUAG
Molecule: messenger RNA, 510 nt
Organism: Fraxinus pennsylvanica
Lineage: Eukaryota; Viridiplantae; Streptophyta; Magnoliopsida; Lamiales; Oleaceae
Source: the annotation of a GenBank genome assembly